This is a messenger RNA of Magallana angulata, 897 nucleotides long. RefSeq lists its product as uncharacterized. The record is from RefSeq and is a predicted model, not a curated record. Lineage: Eukaryota; Metazoa; Mollusca; Bivalvia; Ostreida; Ostreidae. The transcript has 4 exons. The coding region runs from base 1 to 897 and encodes 298 amino acids.
AUGUAUGAAUUGAAGUGUAGCAAGUGCAACACUGUAUACAAAUGCAGUACAUAUAAGAGGAAAGGAUUGGAACUUUAUUACAACGAUGUUUUAGAGCAGGAGUAUUUCAUGUCAACAUGCGACUCUGUGUUUUCCAUAGAAUUUAUGAGGAGGAUUGAUAUUGAUAUAUUCAGGAAAUCGGCAUCAUUUGAAGGAAUUGCGUAUGCAUACAAUGACGAACACUUGGGAAUAGAGUGGAUGAAUUCGCUGAACAAUACACAGAUAUUGGAGAGACGACGUCUAAGUGAGGCAUGGUACAAAAAAACAUUAAUUGAAAUGAAGAAAAAUUAUAACCUACAAACCGAAAUAGAAUAUAUUCUUUCGGAUAAGCUGGAAGGUAUACUGGAAUGUGAAAAGGAUGUCUUAUGGGAGAAAUUUUCAAUAAAAUGGUCUUCAUCACUACAUACUGACAACUGUAACCACGAAGAGUGCUGUAAAGCAAUAGUCAUUGACGGGCAUAUGAAGGGAACACGUUCAGUUUGUGGUGCAACGGAAGUGAAAACAAUUGACUCCGAAGAACUAGGUAGCAUCCAUAUGGGCUGUUGGAAAAUGCCAAUGAAGGGAUCUCUUUAUUGUACUGAACAUAAACAUGUGAAGGAAGAACAUAAAAAGAAACCAACUGAAGGAGCGAAGACAGAGGAAGAUUCUGAAUGUAACACCCUUAAAGAAAAUGGUCAUCUCCAAAACUUCAAAAGUGCAGGAGUGUGUGCAUCUGUAUAUAACUGCGGUAAUAUUAACGGCAUGAGAGAGUUGUACGGAUGUGAGUCUUUGGCCCAAGUCUACAUCUUUUUGAUUUGGUUGGCAAAGGUGUUGGAAAUUUUCCACAUCUACUUGCCUAUGACGAUGCUUGUCAUCUAA